This is a messenger RNA of Pollicipes pollicipes, 1044 nucleotides long. RefSeq names its product protein obstructor-E. Lineage: Eukaryota; Metazoa; Arthropoda; Thecostraca; Pollicipedomorpha; Pollicipedidae. The transcript is spliced from 4 exons. Bases 218 to 820 code for a protein of 200 amino acids. The record is from RefSeq and is a predicted model, not a curated record. Gene Ontology annotation, cellular component: extracellular region. Gene Ontology annotation, molecular function: chitin binding.
CGAGGGUAUAUAAGCAUCUGGCAGCGGCCGGCCGCGACUCUGGCCACCAUGAAGCAGCCGGUGGUGUGGGCGGCGCUGCUGGGCGGGGUUCCAACAGCCACCAGCACCGAGCCCACGGUUUUCUUCAAAGGAAGGAAGGCCCGGUGCUUGAAACUGCUGUGUGGCGCUGGCCGCCGAGACGUUCAUCUGCCCGGAAGAUGAAACCACGGGUCUGUUCAUGGACGACUUUGACUGCGACGUUUACUGGAGCUGCUUCCGGGGCGAGGCUACCUUCAAGGAGUGCCCCGACGGCUUCGGCUUCGACCCAGCUCGGGUGCGGUUCGACGAGCCCUGCGACUAUCUCUUCAAGGUCAACUGCACCGGCCGCGAGGGCCUCGGGGAGCCGCAGGGCACGGGCGUCUGCGAACGGAAGAAUGGCAUCUUCCCGCACGAGGACGCAGACACGUGCGACCAGUACUACACGUGCGAAAACAACGAGCCGACGAAGAGCACCUGCCCGCCGGGCCUGCACUUCCGGCUGGACGAACUGGUCUGUGACUGGCCGGCGGCGGCGAACCGCGGCGCGUGCGGCGCCAAGAAAAGCAUCGGCAACUUCACCUGCGACCCGGAAAUUGAGUACUUCACGCCAGCCAAGCAGAAGAUCCAGCACCCGACCUUCGCGCAUAACGACUGCCGUAAGUUCUACGUGUGCAAGAACGGCAUCGAUCCGGCCAUCUCCAGCUGCGACUACGGCUUGGUGUACAGCAUCGACGAUGCCACAUGCGACAUUCCCGCCAACGUGCCGGACUGCGCAACCUAUUACGACGAAGAAGAGGCCUAAGAAGUGGUACGGUAAGCAGCCCCGAAGAUGGAGCCUGCCUCCCACGAGCCUGCGCACGACACAUCAUCCAGGACUAGUCAGUUCUGCUGCACGUCUGAAGCUGACAAUGAAGGACGGGACUCCACAUACCGGUCCGGAUGCCAUGGCUCCGUACUAAGUCACCUGUGAUGCCUCCCUUGCAUUUUUAUGUUGUUAUGACGAAUAAAGCGAGAGGUUGUAAACUA